Molecule: messenger RNA, 925 nt
Organism: Drosophila ficusphila
Lineage: Eukaryota; Metazoa; Arthropoda; Insecta; Diptera; Drosophilidae
Product: bifunctional lysine-specific demethylase and histidyl-hydroxylase NO66
Exons: 1
Coding region: 83-817 (244 amino acids)
Source: RefSeq, a predicted model, not a curated record
UUCAGUAAGAACCUAGUUUUCUGGUAAAAAAACAGAAAAAUAUUUGUGCCACUUACCAAAUUACUGUACAAAAUCUUACAAAAUGUCCAAGGAUCUGCAGAAACUCCAGAAAGCUGGCAAGAAGGCAAAGGAGUUGAGUCCAUCCUGUGUGGAGGAUUUGGCCAACCAGCUCUUCGACAAGUCCAAACUGAUGAGCUUGUCGAUUAAGGAGCAGCGAAAACUUUUGCAAGAGUAUCUCAGUUCAAAAAUCGAGGAUAGCGAUAAGAGCGACGAAGAGGAGCAAGGUGAAUCGGACUCUAAUGAUUCUGAUUCCACCAGCGAUGAGGAUGAUUCUUCUUUUUCCGAAUGCUGUGCUGUUCUGUUUUCCGAUACUGAUGACGGAACCGAGAGCAGCUAUGAAUCCAGUUCGGAAGCUAUUGAAGAUGAGGAGGAUUCCACGAAGUCCUUAGUACCCUUUCAAAUGCCUAAAAAAAUCGUGAAAGUUUCGCCCUCGUAUCUCAAAAAUCGGGAGUACGCCACGAAUUCGGAAGAGCAAAUUCCAGAAGAAGAAUCCCUAAAAACAAACCCUGUAAAUCCUAGAAAAUCUUCUCCAAAACCAUCUUCUCGCAUCCAACGUCGCCUUACAAUGGUCGGUGGUUUGGUAGCUCCUCGAACUGAGAACUCAUCCAAAUCCAAAAAAAUCAAAUCAAUUCCAAUUAUGGAAAGUCAAAUGCCCAUUGAAAAACGAAGUGUCAACGACUCAGUCAAAUCCAAAGGUAGCGGACUUUUCAAGGAAAUUCCCAAGCCAAUAAUUAGGCUUGCCGAUCCCAGGAGCUAAUUUCUUUUGUAACAUUUGUAUCCAAAUAAUUGUAUAAUAAUUAAUAUGUAACUGCUCAAACCUAAUAUAUAAUUAAGCAUAAUAUAAUCUUUGGCUCUAUCCUUAAAA